GUACGCAGACACCAUUUUUGGAACCACUAUCGUUUUCGAAAACUCGAUGCAUGAUUGUUAUUUCGGUGUUUUCCUUUGUUCGCCCGUCGUGCCGCCACCGUUGUUGUGCAUUUUUAACGCCGUGCACUCACGUCUCAAAGCCUUUUUGAGCGUUUAACGCGCUGCACCCGGGAAAAAAGGACCGCAUUUCGUGCUAUAGCCACACGUCGUCAAUCCCGGUACGUUUCGUAGGUGUUUGCCUAAGCGCUGUUAUUCUACGACGUGCAGUUUGCGUUUGCGAAGUCACCGCCACCGCAUGCAAAGGCUCUUUUCCAUCCGUCGCUCGCACGUCUCUUACGUCCGUCCAUUAUCAACUCCUAAACGCUGACGCCGCUUGCUGGCUGCUCCGACAGACAGCCGCCAUUGUUAGUUGUACUCAAUGUCUUAAGACUGAACAAAUUUACAUCAUUCCCUCCCCGAGUUUAGAGGUUGGCCGUCGCAAGUAUUUGAAGUUGCCAGUGGCCACUAGCCCUUGUUGAUAAUGUCUACUACUCCUACCCCUCGUAGUCCUAACAAUUCUGGCCGCAGAGGUGUGACUGCGACGUUACCUGCAGUUGCAGCCGUACAAGCGACUCCACCGUCCUCGCCGUCCAUAGGUGGCGAAACCACCAAGGAAGUGAAACCGAAUCCAAAGAUGUCAAAAUCUCUUAGCACUUCGACUAAGAGGAUUCAAAAAGAACUAGCUGAAAUUACAUUGGAUCCUCCACCCAAUUGCAGUGCUGGACCAAAAGGAGAUAAUGUAUUUGAAUGGGUCAGCACAAUUUUAGGUCCUCCAGGUUCUGUGUAUGAAGGAGGAGUUUUCUUCUUAGACAUUCAUUUCACACCCGAGUAUCCAUUUAAGCCUCCUAAAGUAACAUUCAGGACUCGCAUAUAUCAUUGUAAUAUUAACUCUCAGGGUGUCAUUUGCUUGGAUAUACUUAAAGACAAUUGGUCUCCUGCAUUAACUAUCUCUAAGGUGCUGUUAUCAAUUUGUUCCUUAUUGACUGAUUGUAAUCCAGCGGACCCUCUAGUCGGUAGUAUUGCUACACAGUAUCUACAAAACCGCGAAGAGCAUGACAGAAUUGCUAGGCUGUGGACCAAACGGUAUGCUACAUGAUUGAUUCUCAGAGAAACUUAAAAAAAUAUAUAUAUAAAUAUACAUGCAUAAAAUCCUAAUUCCGUAUUUUAUUAAUGGGUGUUAGCAUGAUAAAAUUUUAAUCAUUAUUAUUUUAUAGUUGGCAUAUUUAAGACCUGAAUAUGAGUCAG
Messenger RNA from Myzus persicae (green peach aphid), 1284 nucleotides. It is a transcript of the gene Ubc2, whose product is annotated as ubiquitin-conjugating enzyme E2-24 kDa. Gene Ontology annotation, cellular component: nucleus. The transcript has 6 exons. Gene Ontology annotation, biological process: protein polyubiquitination. NCBI's taxonomy places the organism in Eukaryota, Metazoa, Arthropoda, Insecta, Hemiptera, Aphididae. Bases 521 to 1135 code for a protein of 204 amino acids. Gene Ontology annotation, molecular function: ubiquitin conjugating enzyme activity. The record is from RefSeq and is a predicted model, not a curated record.